This is a messenger RNA of Ruditapes philippinarum (Manila clam), 576 nucleotides long. RefSeq names its product protein FAM221A-like. The coding region runs from base 23 to 457 and encodes 144 amino acids. The transcript is spliced from 3 exons. The record is from RefSeq and is a predicted model, not a curated record. Lineage: Eukaryota; Metazoa; Mollusca; Bivalvia; Venerida; Veneridae.
UAUUGAGAUUUAAGAUUAAACGAUGACGAGUCAACUAUAUAAAAGUAAUGGUAUAUACACCAGUUAUACCAGCACUACUGGCAGAGAUUGUAGAACAAUGGAACCAGAAACAUUGUGUUUCUGUCAACAUGGUUACAAGAACCACAAGGUUAAUUUUGAGGAGGUCCCUAAAGAACGCCCAAUAAAGUUACCAUGCCGGGUCUCUGGUUGUAAAUGUGCCAGCUUUCACUUCGUACCUCCUCUCAACUGCUGCUCGCCAAUACGCUGUCAUUGUAAACACACUCCCGACGAACAUUCAGAAUUCGGAAAAUAUAUUUGUAAAAGAGCUGGAUGUACUAGCUGUACUGGAUUUUCUAGCUCAUUCAUUUGCGGAUGUGGUGUACCCGUUAAUAACCAUAAAAUGACUAUUGAAACAGGUGAUGAGCGUGAAACAAGGCGUGGAGGAAAUGGCCAAUAGUGACGUGUUGUUUCUUAACAGUGCGAUGUACAAUGUGGUCAUUACUGCUAGUGUUCUUUUCUCGUGGUGUCGAUAUUGUUGUGCUUGUUUUUGUAUAGUUUUACACUUAAUUUAUUAUU